Nilaparvata lugens (brown planthopper) is the source of this 748-nucleotide messenger RNA. Its product is annotated as dynein light chain 4, axonemal. The record is from RefSeq and is a predicted model, not a curated record. NCBI's taxonomy places the organism in Eukaryota, Metazoa, Arthropoda, Insecta, Hemiptera, Delphacidae. The transcript has 3 exons. Gene Ontology annotation, molecular function: dynein intermediate chain binding; dynein light intermediate chain binding. The coding region runs from base 207 to 527 and encodes 106 amino acids. Gene Ontology annotation, cellular component: dynein complex. Gene Ontology annotation, biological process: microtubule-based process.
AACCAACCAAACGUCAAUCUUUCUGUCUGCUAUGAAGCAAGCGCUAUAUCAAAAAUCCAGGAUGAUUGUUUACAAUUACCUUCUUUGCAAUAAUGGCCGCACAUAGUAAGCGUAUUUAAUUAUUUUCUGUCUUCUACUUCAAGUCUAUUUAAUUUUGAAGAACUCUGCAAGCUGAUUGAACUCAGUAAAUGGACCGAUAAACAAGCAUGGCAGAAAUAGGGGAUGCAAAAAAAGAGGAGGAAAGUAAAAAGAUUGUUCAUACAUAUCCUUUGGUCAGGAACUGUGACAUGCUGGAUGAGAUGAAGUCGGAAGCCAUGGAGUUAUGUGUCACUGCCUGCGAGAAACAUGCUGCCAAUAAUGAGGCUGCAGCCAGAAUGAUCAAAGAAAUGAUGGACAAGAAAUUUGGACCCUCAUGGCAUGCGGUGGUGGGGGAAGGAUUUGGUUUCGAAAUCUCCUACGAGUGCAAAAGUUUACUCUAUAUGUUUUUUGGGGGAAAUGUUGCCAUAUGCAUAUGGAAAUGCUCGUGAAAUGGCAAUAUUCAUGUUCAGGUGCUUAAUUUCCACCUCAUUUUAUAUUUGAGUAUUUAAAUGAUGUUUUUUGUUGUGCAAUAAUUUGUGUACCAACUUUCUAUUGCGUUAGUGUACCAGGAAGAACGCUAUCAAGAAUGAUAUAAUCCUUUAUUUUUUCCCGAUUAAAUCUAUAAUUUCUCUUCUAGCCGAUUAAAUCAAUAACGAUUCAAACCAAAAAA